Messenger RNA from Erinaceus europaeus (western European hedgehog), 5708 nucleotides. RefSeq names its product aquaporin 4 (gene AQP4). The transcript is spliced from 5 exons. NCBI's taxonomy places the organism in Eukaryota, Metazoa, Chordata, Mammalia, Eulipotyphla, Erinaceidae. Gene Ontology annotation, molecular function: water channel activity. Gene Ontology annotation, cellular component: basolateral plasma membrane; plasma membrane. The record is from RefSeq and is a predicted model, not a curated record. Gene Ontology annotation, biological process: transmembrane transport. Bases 128 to 1099 code for a protein of 323 amino acids.
CACAUGGUGCAGAAUCUUUCCACCCCUCUACUUCAAAAACCCAAUCAGACAAGUGGCAGUAAUCUGACUCCCUGUGCACUGGGAGCUGAGGGGCCAGCAUGCAAGCUGCACUCUGGCCAGAGAAGGCAUGAGUGACAGACCCGCAGCAAGGCGGUGGGGUAAGUGUGGACGUUUGUGCAGAAGAGAAGACAUCAUGGUGGCCUUCAAAGGGGUCUGGACUCAAGCUUUCUGGAAAGCAGUCACAGCAGAGUUUCUGGCCACCUUCAUCUUUGUUCUCCUCAGCCUGGGAUCCACCAUCAACUGGGGUGGAAUGGAAAAGCCCUUACCUGUGGACAUGGUUCUCAUCUCCCUUUGCUUUGGACUCAGCAUUGCCACAAUGGUGCAGUGCUUCGGCCAUAUCAGUGGUGGACACAUCAACCCUGCUGUGACGGUGGCCAUGGUGUGCACCAGGAAGAUUAGCAUUGCCAAGUCUGUCUUCUACAUCUUAGCCCAGUGCCUGGGCGCCAUCAUUGGAGCAGGGAUUCUCUACCUCAUCACACCUCCCAGUGUGGUGGGGGGCUUGGGGGUUACCAUGGUGCAUGGGAAUCUUACUGCUGGUCAUGGUCUCCUGGUGGAGUUGAUAAUCACAUUUCAAUUGGUGUUUACUAUUUUUGCCAGCUGUGAUUCCAAACGGAGUGAUGUCACUGGAUCAAUAGCUCUAGCUAUUGGAUUUUCUGUUGCAAUUGGACAUUUAUUUGCAAUCAAUUACACUGGUGCCAGCAUGAAUCCUGCCCGAUCCUUUGGACCUGCAGUUGUCAUGGGAAAUUGGGAAAAUCACUGGAUAUAUUGGGUUGGGCCAAUAAUAGGAGCUGUUCUGGCUGGUGGCCUUUAUGAAUAUGUCUUCUGUCCAGAUGUCGAACUCAAACGCCGUUUUAAAGAAGCCUUCAGCAAAGCUGCUCAGCAAACAAAAGGGAGCUACAUGGAGGUGGAAGACAACAGAAGUCAGGUAGAGACUAAUGACUUGAUUCUAAAACCUGGGAUGCUGCAGGGGAUUGACAUUGACCAGAGUGAUGAGAAGAAGGGGAAAGACCCAUCUGGAGAGGUACUGUCUUCAGUAUGACUAGAAGAUAGCACUGAAAGCAGACGUGAACCCUUAGAACUAACCUCAGAGCUCCUCCCACCUAUUAAGGAAACAGAUUUGUUAUAAACUAGACAUGUUCGGGUUUUGUUGUUUCUUGUCAUAUUUAGUAGUACAAACAACAGGCAUUCACUAUUUACCAAGAAGAAACAGGAGGGGGAAAAAACUAUUGUGAAUUCCAAAAGGAAAAAAAUAAUAUUUUAAAAUGUUCCUAAAACAAAUAUGUAUUUGGCUUAUUAAGUUUUGGUUCAUGAGUAAUUGAUUGAAAAUAUGUGUUAAGAUUUAGCUCAGUCAUGUCUGAAAGAAGCUUUUAAAACCCCUCUCUGCUUUCCUCACUCCCACUAUGAAAUUGGCACUGUCAAUACUCUUGCUAAUGAAUUAUUUCCAUUUGUAUUUCAAAUAUCCUGCUUUCAACCUACACUUUAAUUCACAAUAUUCAUUCUCUAUUUCAGUGCCCAAAGUAGUAUGGAACCAAAAUCCCAAAAUUGGAAUAAUGUCCAGAAACUCUAUUUAUUCAGUUGUCAGUUCUACCUGUAAAAUGUCCAAUUCCUAAUAAUUACCUAUUGAGAUUCAUAAGAUCUUAGGGGUAUGAAGUAAAAGUUACCUUACGACAAAAAUUAUAAGGAAAUUCAUACUCUGAUAUCAAAUAGUUUCUCUGUUUUCAGUGCACAUUUUCAAACAUACUACAAGAGGUUAAAAAUAUUGGUGUCUAACCACUUAACUACUUUAAUUAUUUUUUAAUUUAUUGACAAAACUAGGGUUUUGUUAUGCUUAUAACUUUGCUGAUUUAGAUUUCAACAUAGCUGUAACAUAUCCUUGAUAACAAGAACAUAACUGUGAGUGAGUUCUGACUUUUUUGAUAACAGUUAAACUCUACUUGUGCAAGAAGAUUUAAACUGGUCCUUUCAGUCCUGACCUCUACGACUGGCUCUCUCCCUCUUGUCGUGUUGGUGGUCCUCUUGACUGUGACCCAUGACUGUGUACGAAUGUAAAAUUCAUGAGGUUAAGAAACCUGACUGCAGAAUAAAAAAGAAUGUGGUGAUCUCACAACACUCUUGAUUCAAAUUGGACUACACAACCAAUCUUUCACUUGUAGAGAGAGAUACUGUACAAAAUCAAAAAUGUUUAUAAUGUAUUUUCACUACUGACUCACUUCCUUGUAAACCAUAUAUAGUUUAUUUUUCUUGUACUGCUUUUCCUAAAGUCAGUAGAAUGAUCUCUAGAAACUCCAGUUCUAUAAUGUUAGCUAUCUAGUAUAGUCUUUUAUCUUAGACAGAGAGCUGCAAAUGUCAAUUUCACUGGACAAAAGUACGAGUAAAGCAAAAAGUUAUUACUGCAAAGAGUGGCUUGUAAAUAGCUGAUAAUCAGGGGGCUUUCUUCUCCCAAGCACAGUUCCAACUGUGCGCCUUUUUUUUUUUUUUUUUUUUUUUUUUUUAGUAUUAAUGGCAGUUGUGUCUCUGUGGGAAAUAGCGGACCACUAUUAAACCCAAUUCUCUUUGGUGCUAAGAAAGUGAGGUAUAAGUUUCCCAGAGAGUUUUCACAUGCGUGUCGAGCCUGGGAGUGCCAUUACUGUUUAUUAGCAGGAGCCUAAGUCCCAGUCUCCUUUCUCAGAAUUCUGGUCAGCUGUCAAUGAUGCACAUUUCUUCCUUUAUGGAGCAGAAUUUAUAAGAUCUAGGGUUUAUGUAAGGAAACUGAUAGGUUGAUUUAUGCUUGUCCAAAAGUUUGCACAAUAUAUCAUUAAAAACUUAGUAUUGGAGGUAUUUGUCAACACAUCUAUUCAAAAUAAGUUAGGUUAACAAAGAAAAGAUUUUCCAAACACAACUCACUGGAUUACUAUAAUUUUUAUUCAACUAUAUGAUUUACUCUUUGUAAAUUCACUUCCAGUUACAGCAUUCAAUAAUUUAGUACUUUGGUGAAAAUGAUGUUUUAGUAAUUCAUUUUUUAGCAAAUAGCAGAGUACCUAGCACAUAGUAUAUAUGUAGUUAAAACAAGUGUGCUAGUUAACAAAAUUAUAUGAAUUUCAUUUGGGAUGUGAGAAUAUAAUUUUCUCUUAAUUUUUAUUUCUCUCAAUUUUUAAUGAACAAUGAUUUCAAGAACUACUAAAGGAAGGCAAUAUAUAUGUAAAAACCAUAAAAUAUAUUUUUUGUACUCUACGAUUUUAGAGGUAUGCAGUGAAUGAAAGCUUUAGCACUUUUCCCCCUGAAUAUGAGACAACAUAUUUUGUAUUUCACUCAAGGCUCUGCCAGUAAAAAGUAAUGAAAUUGCAUCUUUCUAAUGACAUCUAGGCAGCAGGGGUCUAUUGCCUUGUGGAUGACACCAAAUUAUCCGAGUGUAUUAGGAAACUAGGGCUUUUUCCUUUAAUCCCUUCUUAUUAAUGAAGUGCACCAUGCUUCUCCCAGGAGAGUGCUGCUGACAGAUAUACAGAAAAGAGAUCAGAGAGAGGAAACUGGAAGGACAUAAAUGAAUCAUACCCAGUCCGGAAAAGAAACCAACCAUCUCUGUUCUCUAAGGAAAAGCACAGCAAGCAUCCCAAAAUUGUAUGGUGGCCCCUACAUACACUCUAAGGGCUAUGGUUUGGCAAAAGAAUACAAAAGGUAUAAAGUCAUUUUCUAGACUUCCCAGGAUUUCUUAAUAAUUUGGACUCUAGAGGUUGGAUGUGUGUUUUCACUUCGACAUCCCAAAUUUUUCCAGUGGGAGGAUAUCUUUUCUCAUACCCAAAUGGUUGCUUGGGAUUAAAAUUCCUACACACUGUUUUGCUACUUGAUGUUUUUCAUGAACUUUUUAGCCUACCAUCUGAUUUUUUUUUUCCUCCUGCAGCUGCCCAGUGCCAGUACUAGAUAGAGCUACUGCACAGUCUUGAAAAUUUUACAAAGAGAUUACAACUGUUUGAAUAGCAGUAUGAUGGCUGGUUAAUUAUUAGAGGAUUGAUUCCAAAUAACAAAGCAUAUUCUUCUUAGGUCACGAAACCAGGUAAUUCCCUUACUGCUUUAAACUUGAUAAUGUGCAGGGAAGUUCCAAAAUAGAGUAAAAAAUUUAAAAGCUAAAAUUAAUCCUGAAGAGGUCAAUAUGACAUUAUCCACACUAAACAUUUGACAGGGAAAUUAUCUUUGUAACGACUGAGGAUGGCAGUGGGAGCUCAACAGAUAGCCUUUUCAAGUAAUAUGAAGCAAAGAUAAAUGAUCAUCUUAAACACUAUGGAAGAUUUUUUUUUUUCUCCAGGGUUAUCUCUGGGGCUUGAUGCCUGCACCACGAAUCCAUCGCUCCGGGAGGCCAUUUUUUCCAUUUUGUUGCCGUUGUUGUUGGAUAGGACAGAGAGAAAUUGAGAGAGAAGUGCCUCAAAGGCAGAGAGGAGGAGAGAAAGAUAGACACCUUCAGACCUGCCUCACUGGCUGUGAAGCCACACACCUUUAGGUGGAGAGCCAGGGACUUUAACCAGGAUGCUUAUGCAGGUCCUUGCGCUUUCUGUACUUAACCUGCUGCACUACCGCCGGGCCUCCAGAAGAUGCAAACUUUAUAUCUGAUGUUUUAUGCCUGAAAGUAAUUCUGUCUUUCAUAAUAUGUGUAUGACAUUAAAAUUAUCAGGAAAGGGGGACAGACGGUAGCGCAGCGAGUUAAACGCACGUGGCACAAGCGCAAGGACCUGAGUAAAGAUCCAAGUUCCAGCCCCUGGCUCCCUACCAGCAGGAGACUCGCUUCACAGGCUAUGAAGCACGUCUGCAGGUGUCUGUCUUUCUCUCCCCCUCUCUGUCUUCCUCUCCUCUUUCCAUUCCUCUCUGUCCUAUCCAACAACGACGACAUCAAUAAUAACUACAAUAAUAACUACAACAACAAUUUUUUAAAAAAAGAGAAAAUAAAUAAAUAUUUAAAAUAUCAGGAAAAUGUAGUUACUAUCCAAAAAAUUCUAAACCAACAAACAUCACUUUCUUUAUGUUUAUGCACUGGCAUUAUAGUAAUUUGUAGAUCACCUAAAAUAACAGUAAUAUUUGAAACUGUAAUUCUCAGAAAUAUAACACACGCGCACACACACACACACACACACACACUAUAUGUAAUUUGAUUUUGGAUUAAAAAAAUGUGUCAUUCACUUUUACAAGUGAUUGCCGCGCAUGAAAAUGUGUAUCAAACCAAUGUUAUAUAGUAUUUACAAAAAAAACCCCAAAACAUUGUUUAAGUUCAGUGAGACCAUUACCCAGGCAUGCUGAGAUCCAAGAGCAAAAUGUCUUAACUAAUUUAUAUAACCCAUAGGACUUUCUUUCUAAACUCUCUUCAGGAUUGAUUAAAUAACCAUGCAAUUUAUGAAAAUGUACAAAUACUUGUUUAUCACUUUUAUGAUUCAAAUCAUAAUAAAACUGUAAUUCAUGAUAAACUGGUGAGAAUAAGCUGAACAUAUGGUUGUAUUCACAAUUAUUUAUUAACUGAAGUGUUAUUCCAACAUUACAGCUAAUGUUGUGGAAAUUUAAACUGUAAUAUCUAAUAUUUGGAAUCAUCUAUUCAAGUGUUAGCGCUGUGGUUGUUUCCAGGACUUAUAUUCUAUCUCAUAGUGCUAACUUUGUGCGAAUAAACUUUUUAAUGUUUAAAAAGGUAAGAAAUA